AUGUGCCCACAUAGUGAGUUUGAGACGCCUAUAAGUAGAAAGAAAUUUUAUCAUUUAGAGACAGUUGACGUACAUAAUACUCGAGUCUUGUUCAAGGAGUGUCUUGAUUGGCACGCAUCAAGUAAGUUAUGAUGUCUUACAUCGAAGGACGCGCUAGCCUGUUCCAGGCGUUUUUUCUUUACUUCGCACCGCUCUCCACUAUCUGAACGCUUGGAACAGGCUAAGGACGCGCAAAAUCCCCACUCGGGGAGUCGACAGCAAUUUGCAGAAGCGGCACUCAACUCAAGUUGGCUGUUGUUAGCAAGGAGAUCCGGCCCUGACUGCUAACAGGAGGGGAUUACUACUGCACACCAAGAGGGCCUGGCGACUAAUCACCGUUACGUUGCCUCGAUCUCGUGCAUGCACGUGCAUCGUAGCUGAGCAGCCGCGCAUGUGAUUCAUUUUAUUUUCAAGUUUCUUGAUUACAACGCAUGGAUCGUUCAUUGACAGCGCUUGGCUUUUUUCAACUCUAAAC
This is a messenger RNA of Porites evermanni, 514 nucleotides long. Lineage: Eukaryota; Metazoa; Cnidaria; Anthozoa; Scleractinia; Poritidae. The record is from the annotation of a GenBank genome assembly.